Molecule: messenger RNA, 4665 nt
Organism: Colossoma macropomum (tambaqui)
Lineage: Eukaryota; Metazoa; Chordata; Actinopteri; Characiformes; Serrasalmidae
Gene: abcb11a
Product: ATP-binding cassette, sub-family B (MDR/TAP), member 11a
Exons: 27
Coding region: 169-4125 (1318 amino acids)
Biological process (GO): transmembrane transport
Cellular component (GO): membrane
Molecular function (GO): ATP binding; ABC-type transporter activity; ATP hydrolysis activity
Source: RefSeq, a predicted model, not a curated record
AGGGGCAGACAGUCAUGAAGGCGUGGACUGGACACUGAUAGCAUAAACCCAACCGAAGAGUUAUACUCACUGAUAGUGACCAUACUCUGUACAGACCCUGCCUGGAAACUCCUGAGGAUAUACAGAAACAGUCCCAGUAGGGUUACUGAACCAAGGAUUUUACUGAACAUGAAGGAAGCUCAUCAGAGCACAGAUCACCAAAGUGUGAAAGCAAGUGAAGGUGAUGAAGCCACUGAAAAAAGGAAUAAGAAGGACAAAAACAAAGAAAAGAAUCUGGGAGUUGGAUUUUUUCAACUGUUCCGCUUUGCUACAUGGGUAGACAUUGUGAUGAUGGUGGUCGGGGGCUUGUGUGCGCUCAUCCAUGGGGCUGCCUCCCCUCUCAUGCUGCUUGUCUAUAGCAUGAUGACCAACACCUUUGUGGCUUACGAGCUGGAGAUCCAGGAACUGGCUGAUCCCAACAAAACCUGCAUCAAUAACACUGUGACUUGGACUAAUGGGUCUGUGGUGGAGCAGGAAGAUAAUAACACUGUAAGCUGUGGGGUGGAUAUUGAGGCACAAAUGACCAUGUUUGCUUAUUACUAUAUUGGCAUUGGACUGGGAGUGCUAAUUGUUAGCUACUUUCAGAUUUACUUCUGGGUUUCUGCAGCUGCAAGGCAAACACAAAGAAUCAGAAAAAAAUACUUCAGGAAAAUCAUGUGCAUGGAGAUUGGCUGGUUUGAUUGCACGUCUGUUGGGGAACUGAACACAAGGAUAUCUGAUGACAUUAAUAAAAUCAACAGUGCAAUAGCAGACCAGGUAGCCAUCUUCAUUGAAAGGUUCUCAACAUUCAUCUUUGGCUUUCUGGUGGGCUUUGUUGGAGGAUGGAAACUUACACUGGUUGUAAUUGCAGUGAGCCCCCUGAUUGGACUGGCUGCGGGACUAAUGGCCAUGGCGGUUGCGAGGCUGACAGGCCGUGAGCUGCAGGCCUACGCUAAAGCUGGAGCCAUAGCUGAUGAAGUUCUUUCCUCCAUCAGAACAGUUGCAGCAUUUGGAGGAGAGGAUAAAGAGACUGACAGAUAUGACAGGAACCUUGAAGAGGCUCAGACUUGGGGGGUGAAGAAAGGGGUAAUCAUUGGCAUAUUUCAGGGUUACCUGUGGUGCAUCAUCUUCUUCUGUUAUGCCCUAGCAUUUUGGUAUGGCUCCAAGCUUGUCAUUGAGACGAAGGAGCUCACACCUGGAACCCUCAUCCAGGUGUUCUUUGGAGUACUUAUGGGAGCCAUGAAUCUGGGUCAGGCGUCCCCAUGUCUAGAGGCCUUUGCUUCUGGACGUGCUGCAGCCAAGAGCAUCUUUGACACCAUUGACAGAAUGCCAGAGAUUGAUUGUUUCUCAGAGGAUGGGCACAAAUUAGAGAGAGUGAAAGGUGACAUUGAAUUCCAUGGUGUUGAGUUCAACUAUCCCUCCAGACCUGAAGUGAAGAUUUUAGAUGAUUUAAAUGUGGUGGUUAAAGCUGGGGAGACAACAGCAUUUGUUGGACCUAGUGGAUCUGGCAAAAGUACAGCAGUUCAACUCAUUCAGAGAUUUUAUGAUCCCAAACAUGGAAUGAUCACCCUGGAUGGCCAUGACAUUAGGAGCCUGAAUAUCCAGUGGCUGCGGUCACUGAUAGGCAUCGUAGAGCAAGAGCCUGUUCUCUUUGCCACCACUAUCUCAGAGAACAUUCGCUUUGGCAGACCAGGAGUCACCAUGGAGGAGAUCAUACAGGCUUCCAAAGAUGCCAAUGCUUACAACUUUAUCAUGGACUUGCCACAGAAAUUUGAUACACUAGUUGGAGAAGGUGGGGGACAGAUGAGUGGUGGGCAGAAACAAAGGAUUGCAAUCGCUCGAGCUCUGGUCAGAAACCCCAAAAUCCUACUGCUAGACAUGGCCACAUCAGCCCUGGACAAUGAGAGUGAAGCUGUUGUUCAGGAGGCUCUUGACAAGGCUCGCAUAGGAAGAACCACUAUCACUAUUGCUCAUCGUCUGUCUACGAUCCGUAACGCUGACGUGAUUGUGGGCUUUGAGCAUGGCUGUGCUGUGGAGAGGGGCUCACACAGUGAACUGUUGGACAGGAAAGGAGUCUACUUCACUCUUGUCACACUCCAGAACCAAGGAAAUUAUGUGUCCAAUCAGAAAACAAGCAACACAUCCGAUGCUGCCAUUCUUGAAGAUGAUGGAUUUGAGAAAACAAGAAGUUUCAGCAGGGGAAGCUAUCAGUCUAGUUUAAGAAAUUCUUUGCGAAUGAGGACACAGUCUCAAAUGUCAAGCAGUCUCAUUGAUGCCUUCUCUGGAGAACUGAGACUGAGAACUGACAGUUUCAAAGUAGAGACAACUGAGGAUAAAAAGGAGUCAACUGAAUCAGCACCUGUGGCUCGAAUUCUGAAAUACAACCGACCUGAGUGGCCAUACAUGUUCUUGGGCUCUUUAGGAGCAGCUGUGAAUGGAUCUGUUAAUCCCAUCUAUGCCCUCUUGUUCAGCCAAAUUCUGGGGACAUUUGCUAUCAGAGACCUGGAUGAGCAGAGACAACAGAUUAAUGGAAUCUGCAUUCUGUUUGUCAUUGUGGGAUGUAUGAGCUUCUUCUCACAGUUCUUACAAGGCUAUGCUUUUGCUAAGUCUGGGGAGCUACUGACUCGCAGGCUGAGGAAGGUUGGUUUCCAGGCCAUGCUUAAGCAAGAGAUUGGAUGGUUUGAUGAUCCUAGAAACAGUCCUGGAGCUCUUACCACUAGACUGGCUACUGAUGCAUCCAUGGUGCAAGGGGCUACCGGCUCUCAGAUCGGCAUGAUUGUUAACUCACUGACCAACAUUGGAGCAUCGUUCAUCAUUGCGUACUACUUCAGCUGGAAACUGAGUCUGGUAGUGACCUGCUUCCUCCCCCUGAUUGGCCUUUCUGGGGUCUUCCAGGCUAAAAUGCUGACUGGGUUUGCUAAUGAGGACAAGAAAGCAAUGGAGGCAGCAGGGCAGGUGUCUAGUGAAGCUAUGGCCAACAUCAGGACUAUUGCAGGUUUGGCUAAAGAGAAGCACUUUGUGGGUCUAUAUGAGCAGCAGUUGGAGCCCCCCUACAAAGCAGCCAAGAAGAAGGCUUAUGUAUAUGCCAUCUGCUUUGCCUUCGCCCGGUGUGUUAUCUUCAUGGCAUAUGCAGCCUCUUUUAGAUAUGGGGGCUAUCUGGUUAAUUAUGAGGGACUUCACUAUGUGGUUGUUUUUAGAGUGAUCUCUGCCAUUGUAAUCAGUGGCACAGCUCUUGGAAGAGCUUCAUCUUUUACACCAGACUAUGCCAAAGCCAAAAUUGCUGCUGCCCAGUUCUUCAAACUGCUGGACAGAGUCCCCAGAAUCAGCAUUAAUCAGGCAGAGGGACAAAGAUGGGCCGACUUUAAAGGUAGGGUUGAGUUCAAGAACUGCAGGUUCACGUACCCAAGCCGACCAGACAUCCAAGUGUUGAGGGGACUAGAGGUGUCAGUGAGCCCCGGACAGACACUUGCAUUUGUGGGCAGUAGCGGAUGCGGCAAGAGCACGAGUGUUCAGCUCCUGGAGAGAUUCUAUGACCCAGAUGAAGGCCAAGUGUUGAUAGAUGGACACCCGUCCCAUGGUGUUAAUGUACCAUUCCUGAGGUCUCAGAUUGGAAUUGUAUCUCAGGAGCCUGUGCUUUUUGACUGCACUAUAGCAGAAAACAUCCAGUAUGGUGAUAACUUGCGCUCUGUCAGCAUGGAGGAGGUUGUAGAGGCUUCUAAGAAGGCUUAUCUGCAUGAUUUUGUGAUGGCUUUGCCUGAUAAAUACGAAACUCAAGUUGGAGCUCAAGGUUCUCAGCUCUCAAGAGGGCAGAAGCAGCGUAUAGCCAUUGCUCGCGCCAUCGUCAGAAACCCCAAAAUCUUGCUGCUGGACGAGGCUACCUCUGCCCUGGACACAGAAAGCGAGAAGACGGUUCAGGCAGCACUGGAUGAAGCUCGGCAAGGUCGCACCUGCAUCGUCAUUGCCCACAGACUCUCCACCAUUCAGACUGCUGAUAUUAUUGCAGUGAUGUCACAGGGCGUUGUCAUAGAGAAAGGGACACAUGAGGAGCUUAUGGCUAAGAGAGCGGCCUACUACAAGCUGGUCACUACGGGUGCACCCAUAAGUUAAAAAAGUACUUUAAAAUCAAAUUAAAAAGUACAACACCAGAAAAAAAGAUAUUGUAUGAAUUAUACCAUAUCUUGUUUAGCUACAUAGCCAGUUUUGCUAAUAUGGCUCAAAAAUAGACCAAACCCUGUUAAUUACUUAGCCAAACUAGCUAAUGCUUAAUCUCUGCAUUUUUUACUAGCUAGCUAAUAUUAGAAGAAAGAUGGAAGGCAGAAGAAAUGGAAGUAUGGAGGCAGAAUUGAAGGAAGAAGUGGUGAAAAAGAAGAACAUUCAGGAAAGAAGUAGAGAAAGGCAAGAAGGAAGGAGAGAGGAGGGAAUAAAUGGAAAUAGACAUGAAAGAAAGAGAAUGGGGGAAGAAAGAAGGGGAGAAAGUACUGUGAAAGAAAGGAAUGGAGAGGCUGAAUGGAGGAAGGGAGAUAAGAAAGGGAGGGUUGUUUAUGUUUUCAAGAAACAUGAACAAACAAGUUUUCUUUAUUUUUUCUGUUUAAACAAUAAUAAAGACACCAAAACUACAAACUAACACAUAUAGAAUUAUUACAGUCA